Colletotrichum navitas is the source of this 520-nucleotide messenger RNA. RefSeq lists its product as uncharacterized. The transcript has a single exon. The record is from RefSeq and is a predicted model, not a curated record. Bases 54 to 281 code for a protein of 75 amino acids. NCBI's taxonomy places the organism in Eukaryota, Fungi, Ascomycota, Sordariomycetes, Glomerellales, Glomerellaceae.
CAACGAGACAAGAUCCCGGAAAGAAACCCAUCGCAGGGUACAAGCUCACGGCAAUGUCUGGGACAGCCGGCGCGCAUCGUCACUUGGGGGCUUGGGUCUUGGAUGGACGCUUGGCGCUGGGCAGGUCUCCAUCUUGCGCGGCCUCUCCGUCAAACCGCAGCCAUCCAAAAGUGGGUUCCGAUGAACGAAGCCAAGAACUCACUCGCAGCCCCAGCCUCGACCAGCGACUCAAGACCCCGGUUGCUGGCGACCCGGUAGUUUCGUUUUAUGCCGUCAGCUAGAGGUCUGCUGCGUGAGCCGGAGCGUGAACGCGCUGGUCACCUACACCAGAAAUGUUCCUCCGUCCGCCCGCGAGCCUCGCUGUUGUGUAUCUGAAAGGGCCCAAUUGGUGGUGGAGGCGGCAUUCGGGGCUUCCUUUCGUCUCUCUCUCUCUCUCAGAGCCAGCCAGUAUUAUUCCUUCUUCUUGUCCACUCCGCUGGCCCCGGGGUCUCCAGCAAAGCUUAAUGCAACACGUCUUGGG